Papilio machaon (common yellow swallowtail) is the source of this 2385-nucleotide messenger RNA. RefSeq names its product general transcription factor IIH subunit 1 (gene Tfb1). Bases 285 to 2012 code for a protein of 575 amino acids. Gene Ontology annotation, cellular component: transcription factor TFIIH core complex; transcription factor TFIIH holo complex. The transcript has 11 exons. NCBI's taxonomy places the organism in Eukaryota, Metazoa, Arthropoda, Insecta, Lepidoptera, Papilionidae. Gene Ontology annotation, biological process: nucleotide-excision repair; transcription by RNA polymerase I; transcription by RNA polymerase II. The record is from RefSeq and is a predicted model, not a curated record.
AAACAAUACCGCAAAUGGGGUUUGACGAUGUGCUUUUGUAGAAAGAAUUACAUAUUUCAUAAUUUUAUACAAGAAUUGUUCAUAUAAGUUUGUUAUGUACAUAAAUGUUGACAAGAAAUAUAUGCAUUCAAAAAUAAGUAUUACCAGGAACUUUGAUUUCGCCCUCAGCCAAGCCAGGUCUUGCUAUAAUCAUAAAAAAUAGCCUGUAAGGUCAACCUUUCAAUAUAUUUUUGGUAAUUGUUAGUUCUUCCUCAACAUUGUUUUGUUAGUUCUCAACGUUAAAGAUGACUACAUCUUCCGAGGAUGUAUUAUUGAGCGUGGGAUAUGUAAGAUAUAAAAAGGGAGAUGGGACCCUUUAUGUCAUGAAUCAGAGAUUAGCUUGGAUGCUGGAGAAUCGAGAUACGGUUGCUGUAUCUCAUAAAUAUGCUGAUAUAAAAACUCAGAAAAUCUCACCUGCGGGAAAGCCAAAAGUUCAACUCCAAGUUGUGUUACAUGAUGGCACUUGUUCCACUUUCCAUUUUGUUAAUCCGGCCGGGGCAGACGCACAGGCCAAAGAUCGGGACCAGGUUAAAAUGUUACUACAGAAUCUACUGCCCAAAUUUAAAAGACAAAUUGAUGGAGAACUUGAGAUGAAGUCAAGACUUUUGUCCCUCCAUCCGACUUUAAAGCAUUUAUAUGAAGAUUUAGUUAUAUCAAAAGUUUUAAGCAGUGAGGAAUACUGGAAUACACCAACAUUGAAACAUUACACAGAUUCCAGUAAUGUUAAACAAGAAGCCGGUGUGUCGGGUGCAUUUCUUGCUGAUAUACAACCUCAGACAGAUGGUUGUAACGGACUGAAAUAUAACCUUACGCAAGACGUUAUAGACGCUAUAUUCAAAACAUAUCCAGCGGUUAGGAAGAAACACAUUGAUUAUGUUCCUAAUAAGAUGACUGAAGCCGAAUUUUGGACCAAAUUCUUUCAAUCGCAUUAUUUUCAUAGGGAUAGGAUAGCUUCGUCUUCGAGUAAAGAUUUAUUUGGGGAAUGUGCCAAGUUGGAUGACCAAGCUAUUGCCUCCGCUAUGAAGAAUACUACUUUAGAUCUCACAGUGGAUUUACCACAAUUCAUAGAACCGGUGCCGCUUCUGCCGGCUGAGGAUGAGCAACCUCAAGACAAAGACCGAGGUGACAGCACCUCAAUACAUCGCAAUAUGAUAAAACGUUUCAACCAACACUCUAUUAUGGUGCUCAAAGCUAGUCAUAAAACAAAUUCUAGUAAUAGUAAUAGCAGUAAUAGUAAAACGACAAAUAAUAAUAACAAAGUAGUUGAAAAUGGUGUGAGAGAAACAAACGGGGUGACGGAAAAGAGACCGGCAGAAGAGAAAUGUAGUACAGAACCUUUAGUGAAGAAGAAGAGAAUAUUAGAGAAAAUACAUUACGAAGAUCUAGAAGAUUCCAAUACGAAUGGAGAGACGCAAGAAUUAAAAUUAUCAAAGGUAGAAAGAUAUUUAUUAGGACCGUCGUCACAAAUGAGUCAAACAUUGAAUACGACUAACCCACCGCCUUUGUCUGCGCUCGCUUCUGUCUGUCAGGCGUGGAGCGGGGGCCAGCAAUGCUUGCGGCCGGUGCGGGUGGGCGCGGGCGCGGCUGUGGGCGCGCUGGGCGAGCUCAGCCCGGGCGGCGCCCUCAUGCGACAUCAGCACGCCGCCUCCAUGGCACAACUAAUACCAGUGGAGGUGAAGUCUGAGCUACACCGGCUGUACCUGUCUUGUGGGGAGGUGCUGCGCGAGCUGUGGCGCAGCUUCCCCCAGCCGGGGAGUGGGGGGGGAGAGGCAGAGGAAGCUGGAGCACGAGCACACGCCUUCUAUGAAGCAUUGCUUAGGUUCAGGAAUGUCAAAUUGAGACCUUUUGAGGAAAAGAUGUUAAGAGAUCUAACACCUUUAGCUACCACAUUGACCAAACAUUUGAACCAAAUGAUAGACACAGCGUGCGCUAAGUACGCGGUGUGGCAACAGCGGCAGGCCAAGCUGCGGUAGUAGUAACCAAAUGCAACCUUAUUGUUAACCGAAUACAGUUCAAUUUACUAUAAAAUGCCUUCGAAUAGAGGCACAAAGUGAAUACUUAUUACCAGCCUGAUAAAGUUCAAUGUAUACAUUCAAAUGCCUUAUAAUGGAUUUAGGCAUAAAGUGAGCCUUAUUUCCAACCUGUCAGAGUUCAAUUUCGAAUGCGUUUGAACGAAUUUGUUAGGCAAUAAUUGAUUUAAUAUGAAAAACUUGUUACGAGAUGAUAUUAAAGUGAUGAUUGCAAUAUCUUAUGAACAGCAUUUAAAAAAAAACAAUUCGACUGUUUUACCGACGCAACAGUUUACCGAUUUGACUGUUUUACCGACUGUGUAUAUCGGCCGGUAAA